AUGUGGGUUGAGCUGGCCAUGCCAAGAAUAGACAAUAGCAUUGGAGUAGUUCUUCUUCGUAACAUACAGGAUGUCAGAUAUUUGAUUGAGGACCUUCUCGAAUUAAAGCCAACCUUCUUUUGUGGAGUUCCUAGAGUUUUUGACCGUGCAUACACAGGUAUAAUGGAUAAGAUCUCUUCUGGAGGUGCGCUAAAGAAGACACUGUUUCAAUGUGCUUACAACUACUUACUGAGGAAUCUCAAGAAGGUAUUGCAAGAAAACAAAGCGACCCCUCUCUUGGACAGGCUGGUUUUUUACAAGGUCUUACAGAAAGCUGUGGCGGAAUGUGUUCUCUAUGACGGGAACUGUUGGUGUGCCCAUGCCAACCAUCAAGGCAAGGCUUGA
Ilex paraguariensis (yerba mate) is the source of this 384-nucleotide messenger RNA. NCBI's taxonomy places the organism in Eukaryota, Viridiplantae, Streptophyta, Magnoliopsida, Aquifoliales, Aquifoliaceae. The record is from the annotation of a GenBank genome assembly.